AUGCCGGAACAGGAUCCGGCACCUCUUGGUUUUGGCCUGCCUGUGUUCGGGGACUUAUUUGGGCUGAUCCGGCAGUGUGGGCCGGCGCCGCCACGCCCCGCCCCCCCUGACAAGAGGUCCGCCGCGGACGAGGUUCGCUACAUCGUCCAGGGCGGGGGUGCGGCGGCGGCUAAAGACACACCGCCGCUGAUGCGACUCCAGCAGGGGUCGCUGCUGGCUCGGAACUCGGAGUCUCUGUUUCCUGUCGCUGUCUGUCUUUGUCCUCUCCGAGCCUCGACGUGCGCAGAGAGGAGGAACAUGGCCGCCGUGCAGCUGCUCCGUGUGUCGGUUCAUGAGCGGAUCAGCGCUGCCGCUGAAGACUUCCUGCUGCAGGUGGAUAAAGGAGGAGGAAAGGCUCGAGUCCCGGAGCUGAGAGCGAUGCUCACCGAGCGGCUCACGGCGGCGGGGGAGGAGAUCCUCACGGGGCUUGAGGAAACCGUGGCAGAGUACGAGGAGCGAGUGGAGCAGUCCGAGCGGGAGAUCUGCCGCCAGAGGAGGCUGCUCGAUGCCGUGAUGCAGCCCGUAGUCCGGCUUCACAGAGCAGUGUGUCCUGCAGACGUCCAGCAACUGAUGGUGAAUAAAGAAGAGGUUCCCCCUGAGCAGCAGCAGUGGAGCCCCCUUGUGGACCAGGAGGACCCAGAGCCCCCCCACAUUAAAGAGGAACAGGAGGAACCGUGGACCAAUCAGGAUGGACAGCAGCUUCAAGGACUGGAGGAGGCUGAUAUCAAGUUCACAUUGACUCCUGUCGCUGUGAAGAGUGAAGAAGAUGAAGAGAACCUUAAAUCGUCAAAGCUUCAUCCGAAUGAGACGAACGAGACCAGAGCGGACUGUGGAGCACCAGAACCAGCCAGGAACUUAGGUCCUGAUGGACAUUUACAACAAAGUACUGAGGACAAGACUGAAGACUCUUCUGAGACUGAAGAGAGUGAGGCUGAUUGGAUGGAGACCAGGGAACCUCAGACUGGUUUAAAUACAAGAAAUAACAAACAGCCUCUAAAUGAUAUGGGAUGUAAGACAGAAAAAAAAUCGUUUAGUUGCUCUGAGUGUGGUCAAAGAUUUAGCCAUAGGAGCAGUCUAUAUAAUCAUAUGAUGAUUCAUACAGGAGAGAAACCCUUUAGUUGCGCUGAGUGUGGUAAAACAUUUAGCAAGAGGGGCAAUCUAAAUACACACAUGAUGACUCAUACAGGAGAGAAACCGUUUAGUUGCUCUGAGUGUGGUGAAAGAUGUAGCCAUAGGGGCGAUCUAAAUUCACAUAUGAGGUUGCAUACAGGAGAGAAACCCUUUAGUUGCUCUGAGUGUGGUAAAAGAUUUACCCAUAAGUGCAGUCUAAAUGCACACAUGAGGAGUCAUACAGAAGAGAAACCGUAUGGUUGCUCUGAGUGUGGUGAAAGAUUUAGCAAUAGGGGCAAUCUAAAUAUACAUAUGAGGAGUCAUACAGGAGAGAAACCCUUUAGUUGCUCUGAGUGGUGAAAGAUUUAGCAAUAGGGGCAAUCUAAAUAGACAUAUGAGGUUGCAUACAGGAGAGAAACAGUUUAGUUGAUCUGAGUGUGGUAAAAGAUUUAAGAUUCAGUCAUAUUGUAUGAGACAUGUGAGGAAUCAUAAAGGAGAGAAGUGAUUCAGUUGCAACCUUUGCAACAAAAGAUUUAUUAGGAUUUAUCAGCAGAUAUUGAUGUUAUACAUAUUUAUAGUUCACUGUUUUAAAUAUACUAUUAAUAGAUUUUAUGUCCCUAGAAAAUAUAACUCAUUGAAUAACACAAAGGAUUUGUGUUAAUAUAUCUUGUUUCUACUGAUUUCCACAUCAUUUAUCUAUU
Limanda limanda (common dab) is the source of this 1850-nucleotide messenger RNA. Its product is annotated as zinc finger protein 260-like. Gene Ontology annotation, cellular component: nucleus. Bases 1 to 1509 code for a protein of 502 amino acids. The record is from RefSeq and is a predicted model, not a curated record. Lineage: Eukaryota; Metazoa; Chordata; Actinopteri; Pleuronectiformes; Pleuronectidae. The transcript is spliced from 4 exons.